UGACGUAGUGACGUUGCUAUAGCAGACAGCUGCUCGGCACACGGGUCGCUGCCUGGAUGACGUUUGAGUUUUUGUCGAAAACACCAUGAUGACUUUAAUUCAAAUAGCUUUAUUUUGGAAGAAGAGUUCGUCGAUUUCAUUAGUUAUUUAGCAAGAUCAGUGUUUUAAACAGCGUUUAUCUCAUCACAGCUGAGCCUGUUUUCCCAGGUGUCUUUGCUGCACGGGGUAGAGGAGCAGAAUGAGUGGGGCGGCGCUGGCCAUCGAGAUUGUGGUCGUCUUUUUUCUGGCUCUUUUCCUCCUACAUCGGUAUGGAGACUUUAAGAGGCAGCAGCGUAUGGUCCUGUUCAGCACACUGCUCGCCUGGUACCUGUGCUUCCUCAUCGUUUUCAUCCUCCCUCUGGACGUCAGCACGACAGUAUACAGGCAGUGUGUAAGCAGCCAUCAGGCCCCCACUCUGGGACCUCAGAUCUCCAACCAGACAACAGGAAAUGCAACUGUUGCACCCACUAUUAGCAUUGCAACAGUGUGUCACAAGCCGUGGAGCUACAUUCCCGAUGGGAUCAUGCCUGUCUUCUGGAGGGUUGUGUACUGGACCUCACAGUGUCUUACAUGGCUUCUUCUGCCCUUUAUGCAGUCGUAUGCCCGCUCGGGGGGCUUCUCCAUCACAGGCAAAAUAAAGACUGCUCUCAUCGAGAAUGCCAUCUACUACGGCACUUACCUGUUUAUAUUCGGCUCCCUGCUCAUCUACGUAGCAGUACAUCCUCAGUGGAGUCUGUCCUGGUACGAGCUGCAGACGAUCGGCAUCACAGCGGCCAACACGUGGGGUCUGUUCCUGUUGGUGCUGCUGAUGGGCUACGGCCUGGUGGAAAUCCCACGCUCUUACUGGGAAGCGUCUAAACAAGGACACCUGCUCAUCAAGACUUACUUCAAAGCAGCUAAGCUGAUGACGGAGAAAGCAGACGCAGAGGAGAACCUGGAGGACGUCAUGGAGGAGGUGAGGAAGGUCAAUGAGUCCAUCAAGUAUAACCACCCCUUCAGGAAGUAUGUUGAUACGAUCCUUAGAAAGUGCCCUGUUGAAUAUCAGGAGAAGAUGGGCAGGAAUAUGGAUGACUAUGAAGAUUUUGACGAUAAACAGAACACUUAUCCCAGUGAAAGGAGUUUGGUGAAGCUUCACAAGCAGGUGAUUUACGCUGUGCAGAGACACAACCGUACACAGGUACAGUGGCAGAUUCUUCUCGAUCAAGCCUUUCACCUGGAAGACGUGGCGAAAAAUGAGACCAGCUCAUCUCGCCAGUUCGUCCACAGCUUUGCACCAACAGAACCUGCGAAUUGGUUCACUCGGUACAUCUACACACCUACUGUAGAAUGGUAUUGGAAAUGUUUCCUGAAGCAAUGGUUUUAUCGUGUGUUGGCCGUGGUCCUGUCCCUCUUCUCUGUGGCUGUGGUCUGGUCUGAGUGCACCUUCUUCAGCACUCAUCCUGUCCUCUCUCUCUUCGCUGUGUUUAUCCGGCUUGCAGAACAAGAUUACAACUACCUGUACAUCGAAAUGGCAUGUUUCAUCACAAUCUUCUUCUUGUGCACUUGCGUGUACUCCACUGUGUUUCGGAUCCGUGUCUUCAACUACUACUACCUGGCCUCACACCAUCAGACAGACGCCUACAGCCUUCAGUUCAGCGGCAUGCUUUUUUGCCGUUUGACUCCGCCCCUAUGCCUGAACUUCCUUGGCCUGAUUCACAUGGACUCGGCUAUCUCUCACCAGGCAAAAGAGCAGACAGCCUACACUUCAAUCAUGGGGUCGAUGCGUGUCCUCUCCUUUAUUGCCAAUGGAUUUUACAUCUACUAUCCUAUGCUGAUUGUCAUCCUCUGCAUUGCCACAUACUUCAGCCUUGGUACCCGCUGUUUGAACCUCCUGGGCUUCCAGCAGUUUAUGGGAGAUAAUGAGAUGACCUCUGACCUGAUCGAUGAGGGCAGGGAACUACUGCGCAGAGAGAGAAGAAAACGGCAAAGGAUAGAGGACGGGGAGAACAGAAGAAGAGAGUGGCGAGAGCGCUACGGCCAGCAGAGAGAUGAAACAGGAGCCAGAAACCGGGCCUCUGCCUCUGAAAUGAAAGAAACCAAUUACGCUGACGCACUCGGCUCCAACUCAAACAGACAGGCUAAAUACUCUCGCGGUGGAGGUAUGCGCUCUGAGAGAGACCAUAUAGAGCUCUUGCAGGACGCGGAGCCUCUGGACUUCAAUGCAGAAACAGUCAGUGACGACCCGCUGGAGUCCAACAGGCACACAGGAGGGCGGUAUCUCUCCAUGUCCUCCUCACAGAGCAGAAUCUUUGAUGACGUGUAAACACAUUACGGCAGGAGAAGAGCAGAAAGGAGGCUGAAGUUAUGUUCUGCUCAAUCUGACAUUACGUAAGGAGACAUUAUAGGACUUUGUGUCCUUCAUGAAUGUAGAAUGUUACAUUAUGCUGAGAAUGCACAACAGUAAUGGGUACAUAUGUUGUAUCCUUGAAUGGAGAGUAUGUAACUACUAAAAACCCUGUUCCAAUACUGUUUAAUUGCUCCCUCGUUGACUUCCCCUCUCUUUCCCCUUGGAUAAACGUUAAAGGUCCUUCUAUAACUUAUUAUUAUUAUUAUUAUUAUUAUUAUUAUUAUUAUUAUAAGGAAAAAGGAGAAGGAACUUACCCAAAAGGCAUUGCGAUUUGACCUUUUCAGAUGAGCAAAAAUUGGCAGAAGGUGUUGUGUAAACAGGAGCAAUGAAAUAAUUUAUAUUUUACGUAUGAUUGUUGCUUCACAUUGGGAUCUAUGUUACCGUCUGCUACUUACUGUAGCUUUUUAGCUAGUUGGCUCUGUAUAUAGUUCAAAGGAAAUCAGACAUACAGUCGCAAAACAUCUGAUUUGUUAUAUCUUGAUGCAAUAUGAAUGGCUGUGUAAUGGCAUUACUGUAUUUGUGUUCAUAGUUGCUGCAUAUUUCCUGAACCUAAAUAGAUUUGGUUAGCCUUGACCUCCCCGGGGUGAAGCACUACAGUGUUGAUUUAAAUCACCAUGAGCUACAUAUGAUUCACUUCUGCAUGAAUCUCUCAUAGAUGGGAUUUGGAGUGGGGUGGCAACGGGGGUGUGCUCGCUCUUCCUGUUAUACCCGCCUCCUGUUGUUUGAUGUAGGUAUCACACUCUUCCAAGUCAGCAAGGGCAUUUAAAACAGUAGUGAACAGUAGUGUUUUUUUUUUUCCUCUCUUAAAUGCUGCAUGUCAAAAACUGGAUUUUUCUUCUCUUUGCAUACAGAGAAGCUCGCUGGUCAGUUACUAUGUAAACCUGAAUGACCCAAGCAUUAAGUCACCCCAGGCAUGGUGCAAUUAAUAUUCAAAUAUCUACAAGAACUUAAUUUUGAUUGCAUUCCUUUUACUGCUAAUAUCUAGAGGUGCCAACAUCUACAAUUUAGCCGUAGCAUUUAUGAUUACAGGCUUACCGAAACUGAAUGCUUGAAACUUUGAUAAAUGUUGCCUGGUCGUUGUCCAUCCACCUCAAGUUUUGGCAUGUUGUGCAUUCUGAGAUGCUUUUCUGCUCACCACAGUUGUGAAAGUGCUUAUUGAAGUUACCAUAAUCUUCCUGUCAGUUCCUAUCAGUCUAGCCAUUCUCCUCUGACCAUUCUCAAGGCAUUUCCACUUGCAGAAGUUCAGCAGAACUCACUGGAGUUUUUUUGUUGUCGUUGUUUUUUUUUUUUUGUUUGUUUUUCACACCACUCCCGGACUGUUGUGAGUGAAAAUUCCAGAUCAGCAGUUUCUGAAAUACUCAAACCAGCCAACCGUCUUGCGACAACAACUAUGCCACAGUCACUGAGGUUGCAUUUUUUCCCCCAUUCUGGUGUUUGAUGUGAACAUUAACUGAAGCUCUUGACCUGUAUCUGCAUGAUUUUGUACAUUGCACUGCUGUCAUAUGAUUGGCUGGCAUACAGGUGUUCCUAUUAAAUGUAUAUUGAGAAUGAACUGUUUACUGCAUUUGACCCCAUUUGGGUUUGACAGGUCUGCUUCUGGUAGCAUUACUUUUGCUUUGCCAUGACUUUACCUAGGUUAAUUUGCGAGUCUCACAUUGUAGAUAAACUGUAAUUAGUCCCAGAUGUAAAUUUUGUCAUAUUAUAAAAAAAUAUAUAGAAUAUAUACGGUGUUUUAGAGUGCUCACGUGAGAUUUGUUGGUUGAAAGGUUUAGUGUCUUCAGCAGAAAAUAAACUGUAAUAAAGUUUGGAGUCAUCUCACAUGUAAAGAGGUUGAGAGUGGACCUUCUAGGGAGGAAAUAUAUAUUUAAGGAAGUACAAAACUCUACAUAGUGAAGUAUGAUUUAAUUUAAUAUUCCGUCCAUUUAAGUGGUUUAUUUAACGCCUACACAUGCUUGCACAUUCACAUACUGUAAUUAAAUCUAAUAUUUAUUCUGAUUAAAUGACUUGCUAAGUACAUAUGAGGUUUUUUUGUGUACGGUGCAGUUGGGCUUUUGGCCAGGGUUAAACUCUGAAAUUAACUUUGCCAGGUGCUGAGUUAAAAGCAGAACCACACAUUAUUAUGUUUGGGGGGGUUUUCUGUUAUCAGUUAAAAUGGCAAACAUCAUAUUGUUUAAUGAGUGAAUAAUGAUGGUUUUUAAUGUCAGUGUUUUUCAGUUUAAUGUUUUUUUUUUUCUUUUAAUCUGAUUUUGAUGUAUGAAGUUGACUGACAUACUGUAUCAUGCAGCGAUAAAGUGACCUUAUUUUUUAUGUGUCAUGAGAAAAAGAAGGAUUAAGUUACCUGCCAUUCAUCACUGCACUGUCAUCCUGAAUGCAAGAGAAAUUCAGACUACUGUGGCUUUUCUUUUUAAUUAUACAUGAUGCAUAAUGAUUAAUGAUCAAUAGCAUCGUUUUCAGUGUCACAUGUGAAAUGUGUAAAGCUGAUUUUAUUCUUUACUAUUGUAGUCACUUGUGGGGUUUUUUUUGUCGUUAUUUCUCUGAGGCUUAAUCAUUAAUGAUAGUCAGCGUGAGGUUACAGAAGAUUAUAGAAGUCAUGCACAAGCAUGAAUAUUACCUCAAUUAUAUCAAAUGCAUUCACUGUAAAUAUUCAUCUUUAUUGUUGAAUCUUUCAGCAAGGACUCUGGGCAACUUUUUAAAAUCUCAAUGUAUAUGUAAAUCCGAAUUUUCAAAGAAUAAUGAAGUGUACUGUGUUAUGACUGCAUUCACAUUUACUGGAUUGUUUUUUUUGUUGUUGUUUUUUUGUUUUUUUGCUGUUUCAUUCCUUAAAGGAAUAGUUCAGUGAAAAUUCAUGUAAUUUUCCCCUUAAAGAAAUGUAUGCGAUCAUCUUAGACAUGAGUUUUGCACUUAAUCUGAAACAACCAACACCAAUGUCUUGGCUAACAAGUAAUCAAAGUCUCUCACCCAAAAUGUUUGUGUCAAACCACUGUGUCCUAACCACAUAUUCACACCAUAACAUGACAGAUUUCUUUUAUGUGUGCAACAGUACAACAAACGAGAUUUUUUCAAUUCUACAAAUCCAACAAUUGGCUUGAACAUUUCCUCCGACCAAUCCCAUGGCAUGUGUGGUCCAGCGUUUCUUUAGUUCCCCACUCACAACUUUAGUUCCUAUAUGCAAUUAAUUCCUAUGUACUGUGACAGCACAAAAUGGACAAAAAAAACCUUAUAACCGUGUUUUCAUCUUAUCCUGUCACACAUGACCUUUCAUUAAAUGUAUAAAGAGAUAUUAUGAUAUAUACAAAGAAAUUUCUCCUUUUUACCAUUCUGCUACAUGUCCAUGAACUACAAGCAUGACAAGUAACUUUUCACUUUCUAUUGUGAAAAUAGGAUUAAAUUAUAAAAUUAAGUCCAUUUUCGUAUCUUUUACCCUCCAGGUCUCUGCUUCCUAAAGAAAGAAAGCAGAAUUGUACUAAAAGCUGGAAGUUAUACAGAUGAUGACAAAAUAAUUUAGCAAUGUUGUAUUAAUCAUAACUUGUUAAAGCACCAAAUUAUGGCACUUUGGUUAAUGUGAAAUUGUUUUUUCACUCUUCUACUCCUUUAACUCAUUUAAUAAAAUGCUUCUCUAUAUAUUUAUGAAAAUGAUGAUUGGUUUCUUACAGAAUCAAUAGACCACGCUAAUGUCAGUGUUUGGUUUAGUGUGCAAUGUGAAUUGAAGACCACACGGCCUUCUAAUGCUGGAUUGUUGUGAUUUGUUACCUGGUGUUUCUCCUCAGUGUUCUUCUCUAGUGGUACAUUCUGUAGAAAUGCACUUAUUAUAAUAAACUGGAUUAGACUAUAUUGAAAUUGCCAAUAAAAGCUCAAGUCAAAUCUCA
Ictalurus punctatus (channel catfish) is the source of this 6291-nucleotide messenger RNA. It is a transcript of the gene lmbrd2b, whose product is annotated as LMBR1 domain containing 2b. Gene Ontology annotation, biological process: adrenergic receptor signaling pathway. The record is from RefSeq and is a predicted model, not a curated record. The coding region runs from base 239 to 2341 and encodes 700 amino acids. Lineage: Eukaryota; Metazoa; Chordata; Actinopteri; Siluriformes; Ictaluridae. Gene Ontology annotation, cellular component: membrane. The transcript has 18 exons.